Messenger RNA from Lolium rigidum, 395 nucleotides. RefSeq lists its product as uncharacterized. Bases 1 to 306 code for a protein of 101 amino acids. The transcript is spliced from 2 exons. NCBI's taxonomy places the organism in Eukaryota, Viridiplantae, Streptophyta, Magnoliopsida, Poales, Poaceae. The record is from RefSeq and is a predicted model, not a curated record.
AUGGCUUGCAAGCCUAGAGGAGCAGCAACAAUGGCGUCCCUCCUCUUGGUACUGCCAAUCCUCUUGUCCUUUACUGGCAGAGUGGAAGGCAUGAUCUGCGAUGUGUACCAGGUCCCAAUGCCUGGGAAGGUACUCUGCGGCGAGCACCUGACAUCCCAUCAACCAUGCAUGAGCUGGUGCGUCAACCGCGGAUACAAAGUGGGGUUGUGCUACGGCAACGCUCCAGGUGAAGAUGACUUCAUGUGCGUGUGUGAAAAAGUUUGCCCAGACUCGGUGGGGCCAACGGCCCGGCGCGUCAAGACAUGAAGCAACAUUAUCAGUAAUCUACCGCAUGAUCAAGAGAUUAAUUUUCGAUUUUCUGGAUUCCAUUGACAUCUCAUGUGUUUUUGAAGUAC